UUCGAAGUUUUUGUAAUGCAUUUAACCGUGUUAUGUGAAAAUCUUGAUAUUCUGGUCUGUAAUUUAAGAAAACAUGCCGAAAAUAUCAAACAAUAACGUUUUUCGGUCACGAACCUCUGACCUUUUAAAAACCAAUCGAAAAACGACUUAAAACCACGUGACUAAGUAAAUGUAAGAUUCUUUCGCAGAGAAAAACUUGUGCUUGGAUUUCGAAGCGUCAGUGACAGUUAUUCUGAAAGAAAUCAGGAAAUACACUAUUUUAGAUUGAGUUACGUUGAGAACUGGUGGAUUGGAGUUUAUUUCAGGUAGUAGUGCAGUUAAAGACUAGAAAAUGUCAGGGCAACCACAAACAAAUCGUGUGCCCGGGCCUAUGAAGGCUGUGAUGCCAUUUCAUCUAAGAGGCACCCACAGUCCAAGUGCAUCAUCGCCCACCCAGAGUAGGUCCCCGUUCAGAACCGACAGACGAUCGCCAGUUAACUCUCCCAAUGCAAAAGCUGAGAAGUCCAAGCCUGUACACGCGUGUCCCUCAUCAAGUCUGCGGAGAACUAACUCCCUGGACACGAUAGGCCCCUGUUACCUGGCUGGUAGAUGGCCCGUGGACACAGGGUCCCAUGGAUCCUUCAUGAGGGACAAGUUCACACAGGCACCAGAUGACCUCAAGGAUGAAGUGCACAUGAAAGAGAAUAAAGUUGAAAGAAAAAAGAAAAAACAUAGAAGAUCUGCGUCCUUUGGGCAUGCGGAUAAAAAACAGCCAUUAGAGCUCAGCAGUAUACGUCAGAAGAUCAAGUCCAACAAAGGCCUGGAAACAAAACAACGAGUCAGUCCUGUGCCAGCCAAUCACAAUGCUCUCUUGCAGACAGCUCCCGCAGUUCUCAUGCGAUCAGUUCCCAUUCCAGUUGUAAACUUCCAACGAUCCACGCACAGGUCAUGCCCUCGAAACAGUCUUGAGGGGGACAAUGGGGAGGUGGAGUAUUUGGUGGAACGGUUGGAGACCACCAUGCACAUUGAGGGAGAGACAGAGAGGAUGAUCCAGAUACCGGACGGCCACAGAGCCCCAGUUCCCGCAGGUACCCGCAGCAUCGACACCCAGACACCGUCCUCCUCGUCCCGGGGCUCGGAAGAACUUCUCCUAAAUGAAAGAUUCUCAGGCCGAAAUUCCGGACGCAGCUCAGGGGGUCGUAGCUCGUGCAGUCCGGUGUUUAACAGUCCAUUCCCAAGCCAGUCGUACAGUCCAACAAUUCCCAUUAUGGCUGGAGUGGUGUCAAUGGAUUCCUCCCCUCGGCCGUCCAGCAGCUACGACUCCUCUGGUAGCACACCGAGAGACGCAAAGUCUGACAAGGAGCCAGGUGAUUUAGAGCGUCUAUCGCCAGAAGUCCACAACAAGAAGGCUGCCAGUCCGAAACCAAAGUUCGUACGUGAGCCGCCUGAUGGCUGUGAGAAAGUACAGUCCAACGAAGAAGACAGCCAACCGUCCAUCAAAGAGCCUCUGCUGUUCUGCCCUAUCGUGAAAACAAAGUUUGAACUGAAGCCGAGCCAAAGGUCAGCCUUCUGCCCGCUGAAGAAGUUGUAUACCCCACCUACCUUCACAUCGACCAGUACAUCUGCAUCUAUCGAAGGCCACUAGCUGGAACGCCCGUUCAACUUGAUUGGGCAAGCUGUAGUCUUCUUUCGUGAUGGGGGACUAUAGGAGGGCAUUCUAUUUGUAGAAGAUGAUGGAGUUCUAUUUAUAGAAGACUGCUCUAUUGAUCAAAGAUGAUGGAGUUUUUUCUAUAGAAGAUGCUCUAUUCAUAAAAGAUUAUAAGAGUUCUAUUUAUAAAAGAGAGUUUUAUAUAUGGAAAAUGAUGCACAUUUCCACUAAACGAAAUGAUACAUGUCUUAUUUAUGGAGUUUAAUGGUCUAUUUAUAGAAAGUCAGCAUAAGUUAUUUAUAGAUUCUGAUGUUAUAUUCUAUUUAUAGAAAUAUUUAUAGGAUUAUGUCCUGAAUGAUAAAGGACUGCACAGUCUUAUAAAUAAUAGUGCCAGUUUGUGUUUAUGGUGAAUAGAAGCAAUGCAAAUUAGCUUAUUACUGCAUAUCGCUGAUGCCUUAAUAGCAUUCACUUCUAUGCACUGAAGUUGGUGAUUUCUGUUGCAGGGGUCAACGUGUAACUAUUGUACCUGCCUCACAUUUUUAAGUCAGUUACAAUAGUACACACUUAUCAAAAUGCAGGUGUUGAAAGGUUGUAUUUUUGUUCAGAAACAAAUUAAUGGCCUAAGAAAAUGGCUGUUCUCAUUGUGCUUGCUCAUUGGGCAGUAGCUCAAAGACUUUGUAGCUGUUCUUGUGUGUAGUGCAGGGAAAGUUGGGCCAGAAUUCCCCAACAUAUUAGUAGACUUAAGUAUGAGAAUAAAGAAAUGACUUGGAAGCAAGAAAAGUGUGUUCGGUGUUUGAAUAUAUACAGGCCUCCACUGGGAUUAUGUCAUUAACAAAAUGUUCUACAUUAAGAAUGAUAUAGAUAGAGGUGCUUAUUGCCAAGCUUCACUCAAAAUUCAAGCAAUUCUUGAAUAUACCAACUUAAUGAAUAUUCUUUAUUCUUAGACAUAAGUAUACAAAUUGUUAGGUGAAUAAGGGCCCUGAUGUUCUUAUUGUCUUGGCCGUAUUAUGCUUUGCUCACACAUUGAGAAAACAUUUCUGCCAAGUGGCUUAAGAGUAUCAAUGUAUAAUUCAUUCUAGCUGCCAAUUCAAAUCCACUAUUAUGUAUUUGACAUUUUAAUUGGCUAAUAAUGAGACAUAGCAUAUCAAUUAUGUCCUGUUUGUGUUAUGUAACAGCAAUUUCCAUUGGUUACUGUACUAAAUGUAAUUUUGUGUGUUUUUGGAACAGCGAUUUUCAUUUGUUAGUGUACUGCAGGAAAUUGCGUCUGAAAGUCAUUUUGUUAAUCAAUAUUAUCUUUCUUUGGCCUAUAUUAAAAUAUAUGAAAUUGGAUAUUUAUAACUUGAUAAGCAAUACAGUAUACACUAUUAAAUAAUUUAAGAAUGUACGGACAGUUGAGAAUAUUAAAUAAUUUAAGAAUGUAUCAUUUUCUAACUGUAUUAACUCUACUCCUUUUCAUGUUCUUCUCAAAAGUAUUUUUUUAAAUGGUCAUCAGAUGAUAUUAAUUUUCUUUCAUUUUUUAUAAAAACAAAACUACUGCUAUGCUUUUCUUGUUAAGGCCAGCUUUUCUUGUGGUAAAAUAUUAGAAUUCGGAUAAUACAUGUUGAUACUUUGACUAUUAUGACUUAUUUAUUUCUUGUUUACUUGCUUGGUCCACUUUUUUAAUGCUCCCCCGAAAUUUAUUUUGGGGGGAGCAUAUAGUCGCCGCUUCGUCUGUCCGUCCGUGUGUCCGUCCGUGCACAAUUUUGUCCGGGCUAUUUCUCAGCAACUAAUGACCGGAAUUCAAUGAAACUUAAUGGGAAGCUUCACUACCAAGAGGAGAUGUGCAUAUUAUCAGUGGGUUCUGGUCGGAUGAUUUUUCACAGAGUUAUGGCCCUUUGAAAUUUUCCAUUAACUGUACAUAUAGUGCAAUUCUUGUCUGGGCUAUUUCUCAGCAACUAAUGACCGGAAUUCAAUGAAACUUUAUGUGAAGCUUCACUACCAAGAGGAGAUGUGCAUAUUAUCAGCGGGUUCUGGUCGGAUGAUUUUUCACAGAGUUAUGGCCCUUUAAAAUUUUCCAUUAACUGUACAUAUAGUGCAAUUCUUGUCCAGGCUAUUUCUCAGCAACUAAUGACCGGAAUUCAAUGCAACUUUAGGGGAAGCUACACUACCAAGAGGAGAUGUGCAUAUUAUCAGCGGGUUCUGGUCGGAUGAUUUUUCACAGAGUUAUGGCCCUUUGAAAUUUUCUAUAAAAAAUUCUUGUUCCUCCAACUACUGUGCCCUCAAGACGUUUCCUUUUAUCUAAAUAUAUAGUGCAAUAUUGUGACAAAAAAACCUUUGGGGAGCAUCACCCGUCUCCAACGGUUUCUUGUUCUUAAAUGUUAAGUGAAACUAGUUUCAGCAUUUGAGGAUACAAUAUAGUUGAACUGCGUAUGUUAUUUGAGUUGAGUGAAGUGUAACCUAUUUCUAAGUGACUAAUAGCCUGUAUAUACUUGUUAAAUUAUUAUUUUUGUACUGUUCUUGACUUCUUUAUGAGCAGAUGUUUGCCCGUUUGUUAAUCGUUACUUUUUUGCAUGUUAACUUUAAGUAAAAGUUACUGUUACAGUUGGCAUAAAAGUUUAUAAUGGCAGGUGUUUUUGUCCCCUACCGGUUUCACCGGAGGGGACAUAUGGUUUGCGCUCUGUCUGUCAGUCUGUCAGUCAGUCGCACUUUUCUGGAUCCUGCGAUAACUUUAAAAGUUCUUAAUAUUUUUUCAUGAAACUUGAAGCAUGGAUAGAUGGCAAUAUGGGCAUUAUGCACGCCAUUCAGUUUGUUCCUACUUUAAAAAUUCUGGUUGCUAUGGCAACAAUUAGACUAGAAAUACUGCUGAAAAUGGUGGUUUUCUUGAUCCUGCGAUAACUUUAAAAGUUCUUAAUAUUUUUUCAUGAAACUUGAAACAUGGAUAGAUGGCAAUAUGGACAUUAUGCACGUCAUUUCAUUUUGUUCCUAAGUCAAAAAUUUGUGUUGCUAUGGCAACAACAUUUUUUUUUCUGACAAUGGUGGAAUUUCUGACAAUGGUGGAGCCGGUAGGGGACUAUAUU
Messenger RNA from Dreissena polymorpha, 4683 nucleotides. RefSeq names its product protein FAM117B-like. NCBI's taxonomy places the organism in Eukaryota, Metazoa, Mollusca, Bivalvia, Myida, Dreissenidae. The record is from RefSeq and is a predicted model, not a curated record. The transcript is spliced from 8 exons. Bases 332 to 1624 code for a protein of 430 amino acids.